Trypanosoma theileri is the source of this 4716-nucleotide messenger RNA. RefSeq names its product WD40 repeat-containing protein. Gene Ontology annotation, molecular function: protein binding. Bases 1 to 4716 code for a protein of 1571 amino acids. Lineage: Eukaryota; Euglenozoa; Kinetoplastea; Trypanosomatida; Trypanosomatidae. The transcript has a single exon. The record is from RefSeq and is a predicted model, not a curated record.
AUGUCCCUUUCUGCCGCUCAUGAUCUCUACAAGGAGUGCUGCGAAUCGUACGGGGUGAAACCGAAUAAAGAUGUGAUGGAGCAGAUGGCUAAACCGGACUUUCUUAUGAUUAGCGAAGUGGAUGUUUCCCGAACCUUCUUGGGUGAUCUGGGAGUGAGGGCACUUCUUCUUCUUCUUAGUAGCCUUACUGGUGUUCGUAGACUGAUUCUGCGAAAGAAUAGUCUUGAUGCUGCGUGUAUAGAAGAUUUAUGUUCGCUUGUACGCAGAAAUUCAUCUCUUUCUUAUCUUGAUCUUUCGGAGAAUCCCUUGUCAACUCCAUCUGUUCGUCUUCUUUGGGAUGUGGCGAGGACUGUGCCAACCCUGCGUGAAGUGAAGAUGGAGAAGUGCGGUGUUUCGGAGGAGUGGCUGCAACGAGUGGAUCGUUGUUGUAAAGCCAAUGAUGAACUGCAACGACUUGGUUUUUACCCGUACGGACCAGAGCGGAGUUUGCGAGAAUGGAGAACGGUAUUUGUUCUCGUACUGGGACCCUCACAUCUCGUGCGGAAGUACUGCGCUGAUAUAUUACCACUAGUUAGUAGUUUUGUCUCAAAACUUCGACUUCGUAUUGCUCCAUUAACUAUUGACGAAGAGGAUAUCGAUGAUGUUAUUAAUAACAAGGUUCGUCGAUGUAAGGAGAUGCAGAACUAUUUACUAAGUUGGUGUAUCGCUCUUGUUUCUCAGACUGAGAAAUGGCAUGAUGUUGACCGCAGUGCUUUAUUGGAUGUGUUACGUCAGGAAGAACCUAUUAUGCCACCAUUGCGUAGUAAACUUGGUGGACUUCGCGAUCCAUUGUACAGGUGUGUGAAACAUCUUUAUGUAUACGAUGUGACAAGUUUAUCUGCUAUUGGGGGAUAUGAUAAACUAGAUGUUAAACCAACAAUUCCACCGAAUGAAUGGCUAAUGACGACCGGUAUUGUUACAGUGAAUGGAGUUACGACUGCCCCUUCUGCUGCUGUAAUCACCAGCGAGAGCAGCUGGAAUGUACGUUGUCAGAGCGAUCUCUAUACUGCACUUUAUACUGUCUUCUCAGAACGUCCGCGGUCAAUGGACACCCAUUUAAUGGAGGAAGAAGUGGAUGAGGAGUUGUGGGAGAAAAUAGAGAAGGAUAAACACAUUGGUGCACUACAUCCCAAAUGCAAUGAUCUUAUUUAUUACUUGGAGUCAUCAUCUGGUUCCACCUCUGUUCCAAUGAUUCUCUACGGUGCUGGUACACUCGGUAAAUCUCGUGUUCUUUACUGGGUGGCAUCCAAAUACGCUGGAGUAGACUCUGUCAGAGUAUUUCCUUAUUGUAUUAGUCCUGAAAAAUCAAAUCUUGUCGUAUUUUUAUAUUAUCUGCUCCGUAUAUUUUCAAAGGAAUCAAAGCGUUUAUACUACACUGUUGGAGAGUUGGCUAGAGCUGUACGUGAGGCGAUAUGUAAUUACGAUGGUGUAAUGGUGUUAUUGCUUGUAUCCCGCGUUGAUAUUCUGGAUGGCGCUGAUGGACAAGAGUCGAUGGUGCUGGAAUGGCUUCCCGCAAGUUUGCCGCCAACAGUUAGAAUUAUUGUGACACUGAACACAGAGAGUCCUCUCCUUCCUGUUCUUCGAAAACGUCUUCCUCAACCUUACGAGGUGCUUAUUACAGCAUUACCGAGAAAUGCUCGAGCAGAGCGUUUUUUAGAAGAACUUGCGAGAAGGGGUGUAGCUGGUCUAAACAUGGAUACGGCUAGUGGAAGCAAUAAUGACAAGAGUAGUCGUUCCCGUACUAUUAAUACGACUGCUGCUACGGCUACUACUACUACUGCGGCUAGUGCUACGGGUAAUAUUAGUCGUAGUGGUAGUAUUAACGGUAGUAAUAAUGCUCGUCCAGUAGAAAUUGCCAAAACACUAGAAACGGCAUUUCUACAAAAAGAAGGUUCUGAAGGUAUUUCUUUUGCGAAAUUCACAGCAUCCUAUUUACAGCGGUUACCAAAAGAAUUACUUGAACACGACGUUGCAUUUCUUGUUGCAGAAGAGAUACCUGAUACGCUUGAAGAAUUACUGGUCAAACUACUAAAACGAUAUGAGGUAUUAGGUAAUUCUCUCACAGUGCGUUAUAUAAUGUUAAGCCUUACGGCAGCCCCGUUGCCCAUAUCUGAACUUCUUUACAUAUGUGAGGAACUUGGUCCAUGUACACGACAUAAAACAUUGCCUCUCCUUCUUAUGAUGUCAGAUGAUGGUCUUGUAACAGUUACAAAAGAUUCUAUUGUUUAUUUAUCAAGUCCAUAUGUACGUCAAGCUGUUGUAUCACUUUACACUGAAAUGCAAGAAAGUAUUAGUGUACUAGUAGAAACACAUCUAUAUAGACUUAUAAAGACUGAAAGUUCAGAGAUGUCUUUCAGUUUUAGACAUUUAGGACCUCUUAUAAUGACAAAUGGAAAUUUUGAUGCUGCUAAUGAUCUACUCUUGGAUACCGUUAUUAUGGAUACACUUUUACAACGAGAUGAAAAAAAUUGUAUCUAUGCUAUUGAUUAUAUUUUUCGUCUUUUAAAUGCACGUGAUCUUUUUCUGGAACUGAGUCAAGAUUGUGCUUGCUCACCAAUGGCAGAAAGUAUUCGUCGUCUGAGUCGUAGAGAUCUUCAUAGGGCACUUGAAAGUUUAGAAUUGUAUAAUGGAUUUUUAUUUCAGUCAUCACUAUUGGGAUCGGAUGCAUCACCGUAUUACCGAGCGGCUGUUGAAGUUACAGAGGUGCCCUAUACAGUACUGGUUCCAUUAAACCGCGGGGAUGUAGAUACAUCUCUGAAUUCUCUGGAAUGUAAACAUCCACCUAUACACUGUCAUCUUCGGAAGGAAUACCUUGCAGUAACAACUGCACAAGAAGUUGAAAUUUAUUCAACAUUGGAUUUUCAAAAAGCAAUCGCACGAUUAUCUAUGCCUUUUGAAUUAAAUCAGAAUCUUCGUGGAGCACUUAUUGCAGCAGGGACUCGUGUUGUUGUUAUUGGUGAUGAACAGCUUCUCUUGUGGGACUUCGCCAUACAUUCUUUUACAUUACUGGAGGACACAAGUGCAUCUAUAUUUGAAAAAGCAUUGGAUGUAUUUGGUGUUAAUCUUGUAGUUCAUCACCCUUCUCGUAACCUUAUUUCUAUCAUCAAUGUUUCCAACAAAAAAAUCGUUUCAGAACUCCCUAAUAUUGAAGCCCCUCUGCGGGAUGUAUUCUUCUUUGGAAAUAAUAUUCUUGUAUUGUCCCUGUAUGAACUAUAUAUAAUAAUAAAGUCUGAAGUAAUAAAACUGGUUCAUAGUGGAGCUAUUCAUUGUGUGAAUUUUUCUUCCGAUGGUAGCCUUAUUGCUUCUUGUGUGAAGAAUGACAUUUGGGUAUGGUCUGGUACCGGUGAACUGCUUCACCUGAUUGAUGCCGGCCUAACACCAGUUGAUAGUGUUCGUUUUAAUGGAAAUGGAAACUUAUUCUUGUCCUUACAGACUGAAGGAUUGAAAUUGUGGCACUCAUUAAGUGGGAAUCGCAUUAAAGAACUUAAACCAUGUAUGGAUGAAAGAAUUUCAUAUGCUUACUUUUCAGAGGAUGAUGCAUUUAUUAUUGGAGUUUGUGACUCACAUAUAUCUAUAUGGGAUUCGUAUACCCGAGACCUUGUAGGAGCUCUCUCCUGCCCUGCAGGACAUUUUACCUUUAUGCAGGAAAGAGAUCGUAUCAUCAUUGCUGCAACCUCCAAGAAUGAAGUUAAGGUAUGGCGACUCGCUGAUAUACCUCUUUCUUCGGUUCAGGCCACAAGAGAAAAAAGCAUUACAAAUAUGUGGAGUAAGAGUGCUAAACUUUCAUCUGCUCCAAUUACUCAGUUGAAAGUUAAUUCUUCUCAAACGCUUCUGGGUGCAGUUGAUGACAGGGGAACACUUAUACUUCAACCUCUUGAUGGUAGUGAAAUGUUAGAAUGUAAUGUUAUCCACGUUCAGAGUGUUGCAUUUCUUGGUGAUAUGAUUCUUUUCAGCAGAAAGGGAGAUGGUAAACGAAUUAUAUGUAAAGAUUUUAAUAAGGGUCUCAAUGUUGCGGAGAUUUCGCUUCCUCGUGGUACUUUACUGGAUGGGAAAUUAGAAAUUAUAGUAUCAAGUGAUGAGAAGUCUGUUGCAGUGAUUGUAAAUACUGAAAUACAUUCUUCCAUUUGUGUCUAUGAUGUGAGUGAUUGGACUCUGACAAAUCAAUUUAUUGGUCACUCUGGUGUUAUAAUGUGUGCUUUUUUCGCUGAUGAGUUUCUCUUCAGCGCAGGAGAAGAUCACACAAUUCGGCUUUGGAGCCUCAUGCGACAUGCUGAAAGAACUUCCUAUUUACACAAAUGUCGCAUCGCUGCAGUGGCAGCUGGAUCCUCAAGAACGUUGUUUUUUAUGGAUGAUCAUUUACACUUAUUUCAUGUACGUGUGGAGGAUAUUUUUUCUUCCACAAAUGCACGUUUUGUUGUGAAUCAAAUUGAACUGAUGGUGACAAUUCCACUUGCGGUAAAGGUAAAACAAGCGAUAUUUAUUUCGGGUUUAUUCAUUCUCUCAGCUGAGAAUGGCUCCGUGUAUGUGGUGGAUCUUACGCAAGGCGGUGUGGUCAGUCGACUAGCUGAUUACAAGUGUCUUUGUCUUUCUUCCGCUAUAAAAGGAUCCGAUUCAUUUGUGAUGACUGGUCAUUCUACAGGGGAGGUGGUAUUACACCGUAUUCGUUUCGCCAAAUAA